Messenger RNA from Aspergillus melleus, 450 nucleotides. RefSeq lists its product as uncharacterized. Lineage: Eukaryota; Fungi; Ascomycota; Eurotiomycetes; Eurotiales; Aspergillaceae. The transcript has a single exon. The record is from RefSeq and is a predicted model, not a curated record. The coding region runs from base 1 to 450 and encodes 149 amino acids. Gene Ontology annotation, molecular function: oxidoreductase activity, acting on the CH-OH group of donors, NAD or NADP as acceptor.
AUGUUGGCUAACCCGAACGGGGGUACCGUGGUGAACGUUAGCUCCGUGCUCGGUCAGCUGUGUGCCGCCGGUCUCGCCGAUUAUUCCGUCAGCAAGGCCGGUCUGAGCGCGCUCCACCGUACACUGGAGGCCGAGCUUCGUAAGUCGGGAAACGAUGACAAGGUGAAAUUAGUCCUGGUCGAGACCGGGCAGCUGGCCACCCCGCUGUUUGAGUCCGUCCAAACACCGAAUAGUUUCUUUGCGCCCGUGCUCGAACCGGUGCACGUUGCCCAGGAGAUCGUCUCGGCAAUCGACAAAGGCCAUGCGGGCGUGAUUCGGAUGCCCACCUUCGCUUCGCUGGUCAAUUGGUAUGCGGUGUUGCCGGCUAGUCUGCAGCGAUUUGCCCGGUUUCUGAGCGGCAUCGACCAUGCGGUUGCACAAGGGUCGUCCGUUGCAGGGUCAGUCAAAUAG